GAACAGACGGUGGCAUCUUUGGUUCAUUCUUUAGGAUUCAGUAGGGUGUCUACAUCUCUUAGCUAUAAAUAAGAGCUCACCAUGCACACUUGCGGUACUGGGUACUACAAGCCAGUCGCGAACUUGUUUUAUAUCUUCCGAUACGUGAAAGCCUACUAGCAAUGUCUACUCAUCCAGCUGUAAUUGCCAACGGCAUUAAGCAGCCAUUGACCAUUGGCUCUGUGCCCACUCCAGUCAUCCAGCCUGGCGAGGUCAGGGUCAGAGUCGAAUGGGUACCGUCCGCUCCUCUGGACGUGUACCAAAUUGACGCAGGUUUGAUGGCUCAGUUUCCUCAAAGUUUCGGUGAUUCUGCGGCUGGCACGGUGGUGGCAGCUGCGGACGACGUCAAGCGCCUCAAAGUUGGGGAUAAGGUCUUUGGUUUCUUUUUCCACAACGAAAAGGAAAGGGCGCAGCAGAUAUACGUGACGGCGCUUGAACAUUUGUUUGCAAAGGUGCCGGAAGGGGUCUCACUACAAGCCGCAGCUACCCUGCCAAACAACUUUUGCACAGCAUUCUUCACCCUUUCCGAAAAGCUGGGUAUUGAAUUACCUUGGCCCCGUCCUGAACGACUCACUGCGAAGACACAAAAUGUACCAAUCCUGAUCUGGGGCGCAGCAACUUCGGUUGGCCAAUACGCAGUGCAAGCACUAAAAUAUUGGGGAUACAAAAAUAUAAUUGCCACUGCUUCUGCACGUCACCACGACAGGCUCAGAGGCUAUGGAGCAAAGCACGUUUUCGACUACCGAGAUCCUACAGUUGUUCAGUCUAUUCGCGAGGUGCUCGACAAUUCUGAGUAUCCGGAUGGUGUGCGUGUCUUUGACUGUGUGGACUCCAAGUUCGGUUCCCUACUACCUAUUUCCAAUAUUGCAAACCAGCCCGGAUCCGUCGUUGCUGCUUUGCUACCCGUCGUUGUGAGCAGCCCGUCAGGGGAUACACCAGCGGCUACCCUCGAGCUAGCCAUUGACCCUUCAGAGCACGCGGCUUGGGCAUCCGAUGUAAAAGUGCAUAGUGUUGCAGCUUAUGCAUAUGAAAGCAAUACCUUCCUGCGUGACCAUCUCCAGCCUGAGAUCAUGCCCUCUCUACUUGCAGAAGGCGCUGUUGAGCCCAACAAACAACAUGUCAUCGAAGGAAAGACGCUUCUGGAAAGGGCCAGAACCGCGCUAGAUAUUAUGAGAGCGGGUACUGUCAGCGGUGAGCGACUAGUUUGGAAAGUGUGGACGGAGGAGGAGUUUCCUGGAUUUUAGGAUACAUGUCUGCAUACCAUGUAGUUAUGUCAAGGCUGAGAGAAAAAGCCGGAGAUAGCACUUGUACACAUCCUAUGGCGAUAUGAUUCGGCUAUUAUAUUUUGAUAUUUGGCUAAGACUUCUAAUAUCGAGCCCCAACUAAGCUGC
Messenger RNA from Aspergillus versicolor CBS 583.65, 1430 nucleotides. Its product is annotated as zinc-binding alcohol dehydrogenase family protein. Bases 162 to 1283 code for a protein of 373 amino acids. The record is from RefSeq and is a predicted model, not a curated record. NCBI's taxonomy places the organism in Eukaryota, Fungi, Ascomycota, Eurotiomycetes, Eurotiales, Aspergillaceae. The transcript is spliced from 3 exons. Gene Ontology annotation, molecular function: oxidoreductase activity, acting on NAD(P)H.